UUGGUUAAUAAUGGUGUAAGAUGUAGAUGGCAGAUGAGCGCGCGACAGUCUCAUGGUACGACGGAAAUUUCGUCUGCUGCUAGGGCUAGCUAGCCUUUGGUUAUUAGGGAUAGUUUAUUAUGUCUACAAAGCUAGUGAAGACCAAAAAAACAAAGAACCAGUUGUUAAGAACUUGCAUGUUUUUCCAAAUGAUGGAAUUGUCAUCGACCAUGGAAACAGCCAAGAAAACGAAAAGCCUGGGGGGGUUGAAUAUUUACAUAAAAACAACGAAUUUCAAGACAUAGCCAUUCCACCAAAUGACAUAGUAUUAAAACCAAAAGUGCCAAAACUUAUAGACAAAGUGAUUAUUAGCAAACCAAAAAUUGCUUUUAAUAAACUGAAAAAUGCUAAUCAAGUUUCAUGGACAGAAUUUGAUGAAAAAAGAUAUGUUGAUAAAAAGCGUGUGAAAAAAGGAGAGGAUAGUUAUAUAAAAAAUAAAUUUAAUCAACUUGCUAGUGAUAAUAUUAAAUCGGACCGCUCAGUGCCAGAUACAAGGCAUCAUUUAUGUCGUCAAAAAGCAUGGCAAACCAAUUUACCAUCAACAAGUGUUAUUAUAACAUUUCACAAUGAAGCUAGAUCUACUUUAUUAAGAACAGUUAUUAGUGUAUUUCAACGAAGUCCUGAUCAUUUAAUAGAAGAAAUUAUAUUAGUAGAUGAUUUUAGUGAUGACCAAUUGGAUGGAAUAGAAUUAACUAAAAUAGAAAGAGUUAGACUUAUACGUAAUGAUAAAAGAGAAGGGCUUAUACGAUCUCGAGUUAAAGGUGCCAAUGCUGCAGAAGCAGAUGUUCUUACAUUUUUAGAUAGUCAUUGUGAAUGUAAUAAACAUUGGUUAGAACCAUUAUUAGAAAGAGUAGCCGAGGAUAAGACUCGUGUUGUUAGUCCCAUUAUAGAUGUUAUUAGUAUGGAUAACUUUGACUACAUUGGAGCGUCAGCGGAUUUAAAGGGGGGAUUUGAUUGGAAUCUAGUAUUUAAAUGGGAUUAUAUGACAUCUGAAGAAAGAAAUAAAAGAUCAUCUAAUCCAGUAUCACCAAUAAGAACUCCUAUGAUAGCUGGAGGUUUGUUUGUAAUAGAUAAAUCCUGGUUUAAUAAAUUAGGACAAUAUGAUCCUGCCAUGGAUGUUUGGGGAGGAGAAAAUCUUGAGAUAUCAUUCCGUGUGUGGCAGUGUCAUGGAUCUUUAGAAAUAAUUCCUUGUAGUAGAGUAGGUCAUGUUUUCCGUAAACAACACCCAUAUACUUUCCCUGGGGGUAGUGGUAAUAUAUUUACACGAAAUACGCGUAGAGCAGCAGAAGUAUGGAUGGAUGAUUAUAAACAGUUUUACUAUGCAGCAGUUCCGUCGGCCAGACAUGUCGAUUUUGGAGAUAUUACCAAAAGAUUAGAAUUAAGAAAACAACUGAAUUGUAGACCGUUUAAAUGGCUUCUUGAAAAUGUCUAUCCAGAAUUAAAAGUACCAGAUAGACAAGAUGUAUCAUUUGGUAGUAUACAACAACAAUCUAAAUGUAUUGAUACUAUGGGACAUUUUGCUGAUGGUGUUCUAGGUCUUUAUCCAUGUCAUCAUUCAGGAGGAAAUCAGGAAUUCUCUUUAACUAAAGAUGGAAGUAUAAAACACCUUGACCUUUGUUUAACUAUGACAGGGAUAACAUCUGGUAAUAUUAUAAAACUGUUUCAAUGUCAGUCCAACAAUUCACUACAGAAAUGGGAAAGAUAUAAUGACAACACAAUGAUAAAACAUGCUGAAUUUUCUUUCUGUAUAGACAGUUCAAAAGUUGAUUCAAGUGGAAUUAUAGCAAAAGAUUGUGAUACUACUUUGCAGUCACAGAAAUUUUCAUUUACUUUAGAAAAAACAUAAAGUAAAUUUAAAAUAACAUCAAAACAAAAUCUUUUUUACAAUAAUGGAUCAUGUUCAUCAGCUUUAGCAUUAUUUUUAUCAUGAUUUUUAUAAAAUAAUUUUUAUGUCUUGAUCAAAAUUUUUUUUAAUGUUAUAAAUAUUUUCCAAUUAUAAAUAUUCAAAUUGAAAGGAUGAGAUUAAGAAAGUGUCUGUGCCAUUUUACAGUGUUUAUUCCAUUAGAUACACAUAGUUUCUAUGGGAAGUGGUUUUAGAUUGACUAACAGGUUUUGCUUGUUCCCAAAUCCAUAUCCAGCAAUGAAUUUAGAUUAUGUGCAAUAAGAAACAAAAAAUGAAAUAGCAUUUGACCCAUUGUUAUUUCUCAACCUUUCAGUUAUUUAUGUUUAUAUAAAUAUUUUUAAAGAAUUUUUUUUAAUUAUUCAAUAUUAUUUUAAUGAAUAGGACUUCCAGAUUAUAAAUGAAAAUACACAAUGUGCUUCCAUUGAUAUUGAUAUUUUAUAAAUCAUUUUACAUGCUUAAAUCUAUAAAUAUAUGCUGUCUGAUUUUAUUUGUAUAUAGUUUGUAAUGAUUGUCAAAGCCAAACCCAUGAUGGUGAAUUAUAUUCCAUAUUCCAAUGUUGUUCCGUAAUAUCAAAUCAAAAAUAUAAUUUCCUCGGUCAAUUACAUUCUCUGUAUAUUGAUUUUCAUUGAAUAUUUAUUUCAUCGUUGUAUUUAUAUUGUCAUUCUAAUGAAAAUGUAUGCCUAACUAAAGACCCACUGAAGCUCAGAAUAUUUUAUUUGUGAAUAUAUACCGGCGAUACAGGUAAUAAUGUUUUAAGUUACUCAAAAAUAUACUAUAUACGGUAAUCAAAGCUCAAAACAACAACUUUUUAAACAAAUCUAAAUUUCUUAUUUUAGAUUAUUUAUUUUCUCAUCCCAAUUCAGGCAUGUGGGCCUUCAUGGUGAUAAUCUUUAAACCCCUGUAAUCCAAAUUAAUUAUGGCAAAAUAAUCAACAGAAUAAACCAAAUAAUAUAGUGAGUGCAUGUACUUACAUUUAUAGUCUAUUUAAUAUAUUUAAAAUUGAAAUAUUUCUUUAUUAUUCUAUCCCUCUUGCCAAAAUAGCAUUAUAUUGCUAGAUUUUAAUUUUAUGUGAUUGUAAUAAGUUGUAUAAUAUAUUCAGUAUUAAUGUGUCUUCCAUAGUUAUGUUGUUGUAAAUAUUUAAAUCUGUCAUUAUACCAUAAAAUUUACAGAGUUAGCGUAACUGUUGUCAAGUAUCAGUGUGAAUUAUUGUAAUUGUAUUGUAACAGUGUUUUAAUUAAUGUAAAUUAGAUUUAUUUUAUUGUACAAGAAUUAAACUAUAUAAACCAAAUACUCCAACUAUUUAAUCUUAUGUGAUAUGUAGAUGAAGUAAUUUAAUACCAAGGUUAUAUAUUGUAUAGCUGAAUACAUUAAUAAUAGUGUGAUGACGAUACUACACUCUAACAAAGUCAGUAGAAAGCAUACAAUAUUUCAUAUACAUAUUUACAUGUGCAUACUUGCUAAAUUAGCAAAAUCUCACAUUAGAAAACUGGAUAGAGUAUUGAAGCUUUAUUUCAGUUCCAUAUAGUGAUGUAUAUUCAGAGUGUUUAAAAGGAAGGAGACAAGAGGCACAACAUCUUUUUGAGUACUUAUAUUGCCAUAAACAGGUGGUCCGUGUACCCCCAAAGAAGCAUUAUUUUCAUGUGAUGUUCCAAAGAGGGGUGUGGCUUGGCAUGCCCUCAUGCUCCCACUCCUGAAUAUGCCACUGGUUUUAUGUGUGUUGAUACAAUAUUAUAGUUAUAGAGUAUAGUUGGUUUAAUAAAGCAUGCAUAGAUAGAGGUAAUUAUGUAGGCUUUAUAAAAGACACAUGAAGGUAAUCAAAAGUAGAAUCCUAUGCUGUUAUUCUAUUAUUAAAUCAGAAAUCUUAUUUGAGGUUAAAGGGUAACUGAAUUAGAAUAGUAGAACCCAGAUUGUAUGUGAUUAAAACAGCUAUUGAAGUACAUUAUGUAAUAUUUAGGAAUGGUUUUAUUUAAUCUGUUAUAUUGCUUUUAUUGUAAGGUUGUUAUUUGUGUUAAAGGACUAGUCAUUAUUAUAUGGUAAUGUUCAGCUUUUAUAUUAUUAAAAUCCAAUAUUUAAUUAUUUGAGCAUUAAAAUAAACAUUUUUUUCCAACAU
Patella vulgata (common limpet) is the source of this 4052-nucleotide messenger RNA. Its product is annotated as polypeptide N-acetylgalactosaminyltransferase 2. The record is from RefSeq and is a predicted model, not a curated record. The coding region runs from base 53 to 1885 and encodes 610 amino acids. NCBI's taxonomy places the organism in Eukaryota, Metazoa, Mollusca, Gastropoda, Patellidae. Gene Ontology annotation, cellular component: Golgi apparatus. The transcript has 15 exons.